Misgurnus anguillicaudatus (oriental weatherfish) is the source of this 533-nucleotide messenger RNA. RefSeq names its product tereporin-Ca1-like. Gene Ontology annotation, cellular component: pore complex. Gene Ontology annotation, molecular function: channel activity. Lineage: Eukaryota; Metazoa; Chordata; Actinopteri; Cypriniformes; Cobitidae. The record is from RefSeq and is a predicted model, not a curated record. Gene Ontology annotation, biological process: cytolysis in another organism; pore complex assembly; monoatomic cation transport.
GUGACAACAUGCAGACUGCAGAUAGCGUGUCAGCAAAUAUAAACUGCAACAGGAGCUGCACGAUAGAGAUCAACAACAUGAGCGAAGACUACUGCCUCAACAACCCAAAGGUCUACACAUACAGUGGGUGCUGCUGGCAUCCUCCUCAGCCCACAAUCAGCACCAACAAGACCGGGAUCUGUGCAAUCACGAAGAUUGCAUUCACUGCCUGUGGGGCUGUAGGCGUCUUGACCUAUGACCUCUUCCACUUGAAGAACGAGGAGUGCACUGAACGCAUUGCUAUUCUGUUCUCCGUUCCCUUCAACUACAACUUCUACGAUAACAUCUUCGGAAUUGGGGUGAUCAUGCCAACCUGUGAGUGCAAUGAAGCCCUGUACAAAAAAAUGUAUUACGAAAUCGAUAACAGUUUUAUCCGUGGGAAGGCAAAAGUGUCUGGAAUCCCCUACAGUGCACAGAGAGUUAAAUUAGAAGCAACAAUGUCAAAUGUUGGCAAAGCUAUUAUUAAACUAGAGAUCCAUGACAAGCUGAGAUGA